UGCCAGCGCAGGGCAGCCUGGCCUAUGCCAGCCCCAGCCCCCCAGGCAGACUUGCCUCUGAACCCUGACACCCCAAUUCUGUGCCAGCUGAGCCCCACUGAGCCACAGCCUCUCCCCUCACUACCAUCUUGGCUUCUCAAGUGGAAAACAGCAAGAUGAAACUCCAAGUGCUCAUCAAGCACUUUGAUUUAGGCCCAAGGGAUGCUCCCAGAAAGCACACACUCAGCAAGGGUCAGCAGAGGAGAAACCUGGGGCUCAGCUAUCCAUUCUUUUUUUACCCCCACAAUAUACAGAAGGCAGAUUGGCUUCAAGGAGAAAACAUUUCCAGGACAUGGGUGGGUGAUGCUCCCCACAGCAAUCACACUGUAGUUCCCACCUGGUUCUGGGAGCCAGCACUCAGGUUUGGCUUUUAUAGUGAAAUGUUGGGAUGUUCAAGUUAAUUUAGCCCCAUCAGACAGACCUUUAAAUAUAUUAACUCACUUGCUAAAACUGUUAGCAAGUAGAUGCUUUGUUUCCAGAAGCACUGGCACCAUCAGGCCUGCUGACCCAGAGGGGUCUGUGGACACUGCCUGCCCCCCUGGAUCUGACCCUGUGAACCAGAGCACCCAGGAGAUCCAGCCCAGGUUAACCCCUUUACAGUUCUAUUUGAAUCACGUCUUUCCUUUAGCAAAUGAAUUAGGUUUAUAUUGUUAAAAUACUGCUGGUUUAAAAUAGCAUCAGAUAUAUAGGUAUUUUUAGUGUUUUAAAAUGCUUCCUGCUUUUUUUUGCAGUUCAGUCGCCCAGUUUGCACAAACCACUGCCAAGCCAGAGUGCCUGCAGCUUGCACGUCAGCCCAAAAUCUGGCCCCAGGCCCAUGCCAGCUUUUCACCAGCUGGGGACAAACAAGGGAGCUGCUGUUACCCUUCAGCUCACAGGGCACCUGUGCAAGGCAGAUGCAGCCUGGGCAGGAGGCUGCUACCUGGGGUUGAGCAAAAGAGACCCAAAUCAUGCUUUGACCAGCACAGAACCUCUCGUGGACUUGGGAAAUGCUGCUUCAUUCUCUCCACCUAUCCAAGCUCUCAUCAGCAGCACUACGGGGAAAAGCUGACAUGGGCCAGCCGGGACCCAGCAGCCUCCGUGUGUCAGCCAAAGGCAAGCAGGGGCUUCGAGCCACCGCACUCGCCUCUAUCCCUAAUGGUCCAGAGAGAUACGUGCAUCCCGGCCCUCGGGCAGCUCUGGAGCCACCUGCACGGACUAUUUCUGACAGAUGUCACACCCUCACCUACACCAGACACCGAGCGGUGUGGGCGGCCUUGCGGCGGGGACACCUGAGGCGUCGAGGCGUCCACAAGCCCCGGCCGCGGCUCCCACCGCAGCCCCGGCCCCGCGCGGCCUCGGCAGGCCUGGGGCGGGCCCGGACAACCAGCAGGCACCGGAGGGAAGCGCCGCCGGCCAUUCCAGGGGCUGUUGGGAUUUACUUUCGCCUUCCCGUUUCCCCGCCCGCAGCGGGUGCCGAGCGGCGCCGCGCCGGGGCGGAAGUGUCGGGCCGAGGCCGGCGCUGAGGAGGGUGCUGAAGAUGGCAGGCAGCUCCCCUCCUUGGACUGGCAGCGCUUACCUCUUCCUUCAGUCUACCUGCAAGACCAUCGCUCUGCCGUCCCUCUACGAGAGCUCCCAGAAGAAGCCUUGUGUGUUCAAGGCCCUGAAGCUGGCAUUAGCAGACUCCACUGGCAGCGUGAAUGGUGUGGACAUGCUCAAGGUGCACUGCAGCCACCCACACCUGAUAGUCCAGCUCAGGUUCUGCAAGGAGGAGAACUGCCGCCGCUUCCUGCAGAGCUACCGCGAAGGAGCGCUCCAGAAGUCCCUCCAGAGUCACCUCCAGCUCUGCUUGGCCACAACCAUGGUGCCUCUGGAACUGGAGCUGAAGGCUGGCAGUGAGCACCUUGACAAGAUGCUGAAGGAUGAGGAUCGUUGCCUGGAGUGCAUCUUCAGAGAAAAGCCUGACCGCCUGCCGGAUGAGGAGAUCAUGGAGCUGGAGGAACGCCUCAAGAGCCUGAAGCUUCACCAGAGCACCAACAACAAUGUGGCUGGAAAAGACUGCUCAUCUCUGAAGUCCCCAUCUCAGCCUUAUCCUCCUCAAGGCAGCUCCCUUCCCAUACAACUCACCUUCAUCUUUCAGGGACAGCAGUUUGACAACAGAGCAAUCACACCCGACGACCACCAGAAGUUUGCCAAGUCCGUGUCCAAGAAGUGGAAGCAGGUGGGUCGCUCUCUGCAGAAAUCCUGCCGGGCCCUGCGUGACCCUGUCAUUGACAACCUGGCGCUGGAGUACGACCGAGAGGGACUCUAUGAACAAGCCUACCAGAUGCUCCUCAGGUUCAUCCAGUCCGAGGGCAAGAAGGCCACCAUAGCGCGGCUGAUCGCAGCCCUGGAGGAAAACGGGCUCGUCAGCUUGGCUGAGGAGCUCUUGGGCCUCCAUUCCACUGAGGACUGCUCCUAGAGCCCAAAGGACAGUGCCACUGCUAAGGGCUCUCCUGCUUUAGCUACUGUAUGAAACUGCUGCCAGUGUCUGGGAAUGUAAAGUCCUGAAUAUCACCACAGAUUUCCAUCUAGGUGAAAAUGCUCAGGGGAGAGGUUCUGUGUUUGCAGAAGCCAGCAUGGACCUCUGACUUUCCUUAUUUCAUUGUGUUUCCAGAAAUAUAGCACUACCUUCCUGUGACCUGGUGAGAGGCUUUCACCCUGAUUUCCUUCAGGACUGUGACAGGGAAGCCGCCAGACAGAGAGCCCUAGGGGAGAAUGAGGGAGAGGAGAAAAGCAAGCAAGGCUUCUCAUAGAAGCAGAAACUGCCACUGCUUCUCAGGCUGUGUCCAGGGCCAUCACCUGGAGAGCUGCAAUAUAUUUCUACAUGGAAGACAUUUUUGCUCUUAGCCAUGACAUCAAUUAAAGAAAAAUGAGAAAGUAAGGAAAAGUCAAUUUUACAUUAUUUUCCUUCUUUCUUUGAAGAACAAAGAACAUUCAUGGCAAGAGUAUCUGUUCUGCCCUGCUCUGUCAUAGCUCCUUCCCACUUCUCACCACCUGAAGGCUUUCCCACUACCUGGGACAGCCGCAGUCUUCCACAGGGCAAAAGAUUGCUGCUGUACAACAAAUGGCAGACACUGAACAAACAAUAUGGACAAACUCAAAUUCAGGCAAUGAUUGUCAACUUUUUCUCAUCUGUGGUAGACAGUAAUAUGUUGAUUAGCUCUUGCCUGCCAGCCUGAGGGAGCCUGCAGCUAUAGAAAGCAAAACACAACGCUGGAAGUCUCCUCAUCAGCAAGUUACCUGUGGAGCACGGUUUGGAACUGCUGCCCUCAGGGCAUUGCAGCAUCAAAUGCCAUCCUCAGACCACAGAGCUGAGCAAUCACCAGACUCAGCUGGCUGCUCCUGCCUUCACUCACUUCCUAACCACCCUCAGGCUGGAGGGGACAGCUCACCCAGCUGUGUCCCACAGGUGCCAGGACCUACAGAGAGCCUUUCCCUGGCACUGCUGUCACUGUGUGACAAUCAAACAUCAGCUGAAACCAUGCCUGGAUUUAUCUGCACUGAUUUUUAGGGUAAAAAUGGUUUACAAGAGAAAUCUCCCAAACCCCAGGGCUGACUCCUGCUUUCAGUUCUCGUUUCAGGUGUGAGUGAAUCUGUUUCCAUCUUGUCCCUUGCUUCCAAGGAAGCAGGACUUCAUGCAGGCACCAUCUCUGCAAAGACUGUGGCUCCAUCACCUUUUACAAAGCCAUUCUAUAUCAGUGCCAUUGCAGUUUUAUCUCCUCCAUUCCUGCUCCAUAUCCUACACUCUCCCUUCCAAUAGUACCAGUGCUCUUCCCAAAAUGAAGCGAUUACCUCUCUGACAGUUUAGCUUUUGGGACUGACACAGUAGUGCUGAUCUUAGCUAAUUUAGGCUGCUGUGGAACCAUACCUCAAAGUAUAUAGCUUUCCUUCCAAAUCCCAGCUGGGGAACUCUCUUUGCCAGAAACCCACCUGACAAAUCAUAUUUUAAAAAAUUUAAAAAUCAGAAAUUUGAAAAUUACUUUAGGAGCAAGAGAGUUUGGUCUUCAUUUUGCAGAAUUUACUUUUUUAAGAAAACAAGGUCAUAUGCAUAGCCUGCUGUCCCAUUUGCAAUUAAUUUUUCUAAGCUCUCAGACCAGCUAUAUGUUCACAACUUGCACAUAUAGUUAUAAGGCAGCCACUGAGUAGUGAGAAUUACUAGUUUUUGUAGCAUCUGUUAAUGCUCAAAAUGCUAAAGUCUCAUUAUUCAGCAUCUACUUCAAGUCCAGAAAACUUUUUUACUGCUCUUACUCUUUUACAGAAGACUAACCAUGAAAGCUUUCUUCGGAAUAUAAACGUUUUCUUUCUGCCAGUAACUGGCAUGUGUAUUUCCUCUUACUCACAUAUUCCCUGUUAGAAUUCUCUGUCAGAAGUGCCAUUAAGUGCUGGAGCCCCUGGCAACCUUUCUGGAAUGUCAUAAUCUCCAACAGCAUUCACAGGUGCCUUCAUUGCAGAGGCUUGAAGGAAAACGGUUUUUCAGUGAUACUCCAUGGUGAAAUUGUCUCAAGCACAUGGCAUGGUUUAGGACAUAGCAGUGGCUGUUUCAUACCUCUACAUAAGCCAUGGACAGUGCUGCUGCUGGAGAAAUUUGCCUUAUCCCAGUAAGUACUCUUCUCUAUAUACUGAGAUAUAUCUGUGAAAAAGAAAAAAUCAGGGGUGAUGGUAGUGUUUCAGAAUCAAUAUUAAAAGCAAAUCAAGGUGCUAACCAGUUGCAUAUAAAAUCUGAAACAGAAAACCCAUAAAACUAACAGCAGAAAUCAGACCAAAAUGUGCUUACAGGAAGAGAUCCAAGAUGGCUUUUUUUCUGGUACAGAUUGUUUUUGUAGUUUUAACCAUGUUUCAGAUUUGAAGGAGUCUCCAUUCAGUCUGCCAGAAUGAAUAAAAGAUCCAUCCAAAGGAGAAUUUGAAUUAUUUGUUUUGGCAUAGCUGACCUACAGUGUUCAAACAGAUGAUAACGAAAAGGAGAGUGAAAUUGAAAUGCUCACCAGCUAUACUUUGACAUGAGAUAUCUGAUAGAAGCAAACCUGACAGGAUACCCUGUUACAAGAGCGUCUCAAAUGAAAAGAUCUGUUUAUUUUGCCAUUCGUUUCAAAGGCAGGUUCAGCAUUGAGGAGCUGUCCUGCUGUCUGGGUCACUGUCUUCCCUCUGCUGUUCCCAAGGGACCAUACCCUGACAGCUGCUCACAGACUCUGAAACCAGGAGUGAGCAUGGGCAGAAUGAGGAGCUCAAAUUCACCUUAACUAAUGAUUUAGUUAAACUGAAAAUUCUGGUGAACCUCUGGUAUCUGUUGUCCUUAAACCAAGGAGGUAGAAGAAGAGGAAUCAAGAGGGUUUCUGAGUCUGACCCACAUAUUGGAGUGUGUGCAUGACACUGGUGCUUUACACUGGACAGGGCUCUGGCCAUGUGUCUUUUUUAUCGAGAUGGACUCAAACAGUGAAGCAAUUUAAGGCCUAGAGUCAAUAAAUGUGUAUUUUUUUAUUCUCUGGAUUGAAUUUUAAACCUACUGAAGGGAGCUGACUGUACAUCUCUAAUAGAAAUCUGUUUGAGAUGUGUGGUUAAUGUCUCUUAGUUUUCAGUGGUUAGCAAGGAAAAAAUUCCUUGCUGACCAUUAAUUCCAGAUUCCCAUGAUACUCAACAUCAGAUCUGGUUCAGCCAUCUACAGCUGUGGACUGCAAUGCCAGGCAUACUGGGGUCUAGGACAUUCAGCCUCCAAGGAAUUGUCUUACAGAAAAAGUUCUUUGGUAUAUAUUUUUUCCCCAUUCUUUUUUUAGAAAUAAAUAUAUACUUUUGAUGAAAA
Molecule: messenger RNA, 5851 nt
Organism: Taeniopygia guttata (zebra finch)
Lineage: Eukaryota; Metazoa; Chordata; Aves; Passeriformes; Estrildidae
Gene: TRADD
Product: TNFRSF1A associated via death domain
Biological process (GO): extrinsic apoptotic signaling pathway; positive regulation of canonical NF-kappaB signal transduction
Cellular component (GO): tumor necrosis factor receptor superfamily complex
Molecular function (GO): transmembrane receptor protein tyrosine kinase adaptor activity
Source: RefSeq, a predicted model, not a curated record